Molecule: messenger RNA, 4554 nt
Organism: Aspergillus saccharolyticus JOP 1030-1
Lineage: Eukaryota; Fungi; Ascomycota; Eurotiomycetes; Eurotiales; Aspergillaceae
Product: ubiquitin-specific protease UBP2
Exons: 11
Coding region: 371-4225 (1284 amino acids)
Biological process (GO): protein deubiquitination; proteasome-mediated ubiquitin-dependent protein catabolic process; regulation of proteasomal protein catabolic process
Molecular function (GO): proteasome binding; cysteine-type deubiquitinase activity
Source: RefSeq, a predicted model, not a curated record
GCUCUAUCUCUUAUCUUAUUGACAUUUCUAUAUAUGAUUUCUCUGGCUAUCCAGCCAAGCUAUCUUGAACCUCUUCACAUUCUCUUGUGCUUGCAGAGGUGCGAGAAACGACCGUCAAACUUGCCGCCAGGCCGUGUGCGGGCCGCUCGUCACUCCCCGCCGUUGCUGUUAACUUACAGUAACCAUCUGGAGUGUCUCGUACCUCGUACUAUUUUCACAUAUUCAAAUCUGCCGUUCGAGUGGCUCAUACAUCUCCAUAAAAGUUGAUCAUUGUCUUCUGUAAAUAACUGCAUGGGAAGCCUUCUACAGAAGCUUCGUUGUUGCCUGCCAGAACCCCGCGCGCUGCUGUAAGCUCAUCAAGAGCGUACCCAUGUCAUCCACGCAGAGGCCAGGCAGGACUGCGCCCGGUCUCGUACAAGCCCUUUGCGACUACGAUCCUGUUCAUCCUCCAGUUUCUGGACGCAAUCUCCUCUCACAAACCCCACCCGUCUUCCCGGAUCACUACGCUGGGCCACAGGAGUAUAUAUCUCCUUCAGCAUGUCGGCAUGAAUAUGUGACCAAGCCGAAGCAGACCCUUGUGCCUGAGCCGGAGAGGAGGAGCAGCGCGAACCCUCCCAAAGUGUCUGCCGUAUGCCGCAAGUGUCGCUGCCACCUGCAACUUGUCGUGCACUCCACACCUACGAUCGGCCAACACACUCAGAACUCGUCAACUCACUUGCAUCACUUGGUAUACAGAUCGGAAGGACAGGGUGGACGGGACAUCACACCAAAAGGACAGAAUGUAGAGACGUACGAGUUCGAAUGCUCCUAUCUCACAUGCCCUACGGUGGUGUCGGCUCGAAUCGUCUCUCCGGUUCUCUCCCAUGAAUGGGUGCAGUUAUUGACGGAUCCUCACCUCAUUCAGCAGCGAGCAGAGGAGGCUUUCGCAGCAGAGCCCGAGCGUCUGGAGGGCUUGGCCCUGCCGCAGCCCCUUAGUGUCCUUGAAACCCUUGGCGCCUACCUCUACAACUCGCUGAAUGCAGCUGACAAGAGCAAGUCCAUAUCAGCCAAUAACAAACGGUUCAUCACUUGCUUUGGCCUUGAUGGUGUUCCCUGCAAAGAUCUGCUGGAAUUCCUAGGAUUCACAAUCAAGAAUGAAGGUUUCUGGGAGCCUCCACGGACUAGUCCAUGGACAGAGCAUCCCUAUCGAGACCAGCUCAAGAUCUUCCUAGACGAUGUGUUGCACGAAAUCUCUUUCCUAAAAGAGCAGCGACCUGUAAUAGAAAAGAAGGGCCAUCAAGUGGAAGCUCGUGGCGAGCUAGCAACAUUUGACUUGCUUCGUGCCUUGGAUGCAGCUGAUUACCCGGGCGCAGAACGCUCGAACGAAUUUCAGAUGGCUCCCGCACCCUACUAUGAGGAUUUGGGCACGGUCGAUUUCAUGUCGUCCGCUACAAUUAUCGAAGCUUUCAAUAGGCAGGUAGCAGUCGACCCCGCACGGUCGCCAUUGUACCUGAAAUGCCUCAAAGAGAUUGGACAGCUAAGGGGCGGCGAUGAUGCUGCUGUUAUCGAGCAAGCGGUAAUCAAAGCAUAUGCAGAAGGCAGAUUCACCGACGAAGAUGUUGUAGAUGCCUACAAAUACUUCGGUCUGGCUCAUGACAACCCUCGGCUCACUGAAGAUAGUAUCAUUGGGACAUUCAACGCUUACCUCAGCUCCACAACCUCGGCCCAGGAAGAAGAGUCUCGCAGACAAAUGCGAAUCAUAGGAGAGAGUAGGCGUAGUGAUCGCAUCAAGUCAGUGGCGGACGAUAGCGUGACGACUGUGGAACAAGCCCAGGACUAUCUGGGUGUCACCAGCGAAACUGCGGAUGACUUCAUCAUUUCCUUGUUCACUGCCAAAGUCGAAGAUGCUCCGUCUAACAGGGACCUUGCACGGCGAGCUCUAGAGCUUAUUGCUGAUGCGCGGAAGUCUGAUGCGCUGAAGCACUUCCUCAAAACCGGCGAGAUGACUGCCGGUGAGAUGGAUAUCGGCGAUGCGUAUCGUCUCUUGCGCAUAGACAAUCGUAUGGUUGACGAUGACUUGAUUGAGGCGGCGUAUACAUGCUGUAUCGCGGAGGAUCCAAGCAAGAUCGAGAUGUACAACCAAGCCUUGCAGAUCAUUGGAAAGCACAAGAACAGCAGCUUCCUUUCAAGCAAGGCUACCGGAAUGGGCACUGGUCCGGAUCGUGACCUCUCCGAGUGGCCGGUUGGGUUGCAGAACAUCGGCAAUACCUGCUAUUUGAACAGCUUAUUGCAAUUCUACUUCUCUAUCCGUGGAUACCGUGACUUGAUUCUGCAUUUCGAGGAUUUCAGCAUGGAGUUGAGCGACGAGAACCUGAGCCGAAAGAAAGUAGGAUCCCGCAAAGUUUCACGGAAGGAGGUUGAGCGCUCUCAGCGCUUUGUGAAAGAGUUGCGGACUUUGUUUUCCGAAAUGAUCACAUCUCCGUUUCCUUAUGUCACGCCAAGUCAAGAGCUCGCGCGGUUGACUUUGAUUGGAACAUCAAACGAAGAAGCCAUCCGUCGCCGCUCUACCAUCUCAACUUUCAGGCCGGCAGCCGCAUUGGGAGAGCUCGAAGGAUUGCCCAUCCUCGGCCCUCUUGGGCCUCCGCAACCCACUGGGGAAGGAAAAACCCACAACUCUGACACAGCUACCACUGAAGUUCCAUCGGCUGAGAAGAAGAUCGCAGAAGAAACCCAAGAGCCUCGUAGUGACGACAAGGAAAAUAAACCACCAAUUGAUUCUACGAUGGAAGACGCGCAGACAGUAACUCCAGAGCCCUCCAGCGAUCUUGCCCCUGCAAGCCAGCGUGUGGUGGCGAGCCAACCCCCGCCAGUUCCGCCACGACCUACUCCUGUUAUUGACCCUCAGCGACUUAUUCAAGAGGAAUUGGAGAUUGGAGCCCAGCAAGAUGUGACGGAGGUUAUCAAUAAUGUGCUUUUUCAGAGUCAAUGCGCAAUCCGGCCUGUUGCAUACUCUGCCGAUGGCGAACAAAUCGACCAAGUCAAAGAGUUGUUCUAUGGGCAGACCAUAUAUUACCUCAAGUCAGAGCAGGGCGUACGGCCGAUGGAAGAAUUGUGGUGCGACAUCAAGGUCGACGUGGCGUCAGGUCCGCGCAACAUCUAUGCAGCACUUGACGGGGCGUUUGACGUCCAGAAAGUCAACGUCGACAAUACCGUUGCCGAGCGGUUCGGUACCAUCAGCAAGCUUCCUCCAGUGCUUCAGAUUCAAGUCCAGCGUGUCCAAUUCGACCACACCGCAAAGCGCUCAUUUAAGUCCACCCAUCAUCUCGGCUUGGAGGAGACCAUAUACCUUGACCGGUACCUGGAUACCAAGUCGCCAGAACUUAUGGAGAAACGGCAACAGAGUUGGAAAUGGAAAGCGCACCUGAAAAGACUUGAAGCUCGGCAGUCAGAAUUACAACACGCCACAGAAGAUGGCAAGGUUGAUACGCCGGCGUUGCUCGACGAGGCCAGCAGAAUUCUGUCGGAUCUCGAGAGCAUCGCCGAAGACACAGGCUUUGCUGAAGAUGAGGUGUCAUCUGCAUUUGUAGAAGCUACACAGACUACAGAACCUCCUGAAAAUACAGACUCCACCGGAAAUGUUGCCGAUAUCGAUACCGUCAAGCUUCGCGCAGAGCUAGACCGGCUGUCCCAAGCAGCUCGCGCUGAAUUGACACAUGUACAAGACGAGAUCGAAAGAACUCGAACGAUGAUAGCCGAGCAAUUCAAUGAGCAUAAGAACGAGGCAUAUCGUCUGUAUGCUGUGUUCAUUCACCAAGGCUCCGUUGAGUUCGGCCAUUACUAUAUCUACAUCUUCGACUUCGAUCGCAACGUAUGGCGGAAGUACAAUGAUCAGGAGGUCACCGAAGUGUAUAAUGUGGAUGAGAUCUUCCGGGACCAGGGACAAUUCAAUCCUCCCACCCCUUACUUCCUUGUUUACGUCAACGACCAGAUGAAGCAUGAAUUGGUCGAUCCUGUGCGCAGAGAACUACUUGAGAUGGCUCCUGAGACUGGCUUUCCUACCAUGAGUCAAGCCACGGACGCGGCGCCGUUGAGUGAGGAUAUGGAUAUGAACCCGCCGUCAUAUGAUACGAUUUGGGCCGACCAGAGCAUAUCAGGUACGGGCGCCGAUCACCCCAUGCAGGAGGAAAAGGCCCCUAUCGACGCAGAUUACAGCACUCAUCCUAACUUACGUGACGUGGCGUGGUAGACCCCGGGGAUGCAGCGCCAGAGCGACACCCAACGCCUAAUCCACUGAAGCGCAAGGGCUUAGAUGAUACCAUGGGAUGAUAGGAGCAUAGGAGCUAACAACCAGAGCUCAUCGGUAUGAAUCUACCGCUCAUUGCUUACGGGUCGUGGAGACUGCUUUACCGGGAUCGAAGGGUUGGUCAUCUUCGGCUGAGCGGGGGAUUUGCUAUCGACUUGACAAUGCAGAUAAGAUGCCGUGUUUGUUUCAUGCUCAGUACAAUAUUCUUUGCAAAUGCAUUUGGCGGAUCUUUUAUGUAUGUUUGCUGUAAAUAGUUAGUGCGAUUCAGCGUC